This is a messenger RNA of Esox lucius (northern pike), 2064 nucleotides long. It is a transcript of the gene klhdc3l, whose product is annotated as tRNA wybutosine-synthesizing protein 2/3/4. The record is from RefSeq and is a predicted model, not a curated record. Gene Ontology annotation, molecular function: protein binding. The transcript has 9 exons. Bases 259 to 1578 code for a protein of 439 amino acids. Lineage: Eukaryota; Metazoa; Chordata; Actinopteri; Esociformes; Esocidae. Gene Ontology annotation, cellular component: Golgi apparatus.
CUACGCUACGCCCCUCCUCUCCUUGCUCUUCAAAGCCUGGAUUAUCUCAGACGGCCAGCAAAACAGACUCAACGAAGAACGACUGCGAUAUCGACUAUCAAAUCCCGAAAGGGGUCACAUGAUUCACAAUGCGUUGGUCAAUUAACCUCUGCAUGCAACAGUUGAAGGACAAGGCCAAAGAUAGGUGAGGAGUCACGACCUCAUUCUUCAUUAGAAGCAAAGCAGACCAAUGACAGACGAGGCCGAGGACCUCCCAGUAUGAGUCACAGGAGCAGCCCUAGCCUGUGGAACGUACUACCCCAGAGAAGCCCAGCGCCAUGCGACCGCUAUAAGCAUGCCUGCUGCUCCUACAGGGGUGAGGUCUUCAUGCUGGGAGGGAGGUCAAGCAGCUUGCUCAGGGACUUCUGGAAGUAUAAUGUUGUGCGCAAUGAGUGGACAGAGUUGGACUGCGGUGGUGACGCAGCUCCCGAGGAGCUUCAGGAACACUCUAUGGUUGCCCACCAGGGCUUUCUGUACGUCUUCGGUGGAAUGAUCGAUUCUGUGUACACUAAAUGGAGAACACCCCUAUGGAUGUUUGAUGUUGAAAACAAGCAGUGGAUGUGCUGGCAAGGAAGAAGUAACCUGCCUCAGAACCCUGUUCCAGCCAAUAGGAAGGCCCACAGUGCUGUGGUAUUUGGCUCAUCCAUGUACAUUUAUGGAGGAUACAUUGACAUUAGAGGCUCAUCACAAGAGUUCUGGAAUUUUGAUUUCGACACCAUGUUGUGGUCUUUGCUGGACUGUACCCAGAUGGAGGUGGGUCCUGGUCCCAGACACAGCCACUCAGCCAUUGCCCACCUGGACUGCAUGUACCUGUUCGGGGGUUUAAAGGGGCUGAGGGAGCAGAGGGACCUGUGGAGGUGGAGCUUUGCUAGUCAGGCCUGGACCAGUCUCAAAACCACGUCAGGUCCCUCUAAGCUGGUGGGUCACUCAGCUGUGGUCUACAGGGACAGCAUGCUUCUAUUUGGAGGGGGUGAGACCCAACAAGCCCCCAGCAGCUGUCUAUGGAGAUAUAGCUUUAACACUCAGACGUGGGGAAAGCUAGCUGUACUACCCAGCUCCAGCCCUCCUCCCCACCGGAUCCAUCACUGCUGUGUCGGCCUGGGCUGCAGUUACCAGUCGGCCUUGACCACCACCACAAGCACCACCAUGACACCCAGCGUCACCGCCAGGAACCGCCUGGAGAGCAAGUUACGCCCGUUUAAAAACAAAUGCUUUCCGUCCAAUCCAGACACCGGAGGUGAUAUUGAACUGAAGACAUUUAAUAGGGACCCUCUGUUGACUGAAGUGACGGACUGUCAUAAUGCCGUUAACGGCAAGGGCGUUGAACCCGUAGGGAAUUGUCUUACCUUUGAGAAUCAGGAGGCCUUCGGUGAAAAGUGGAGCUGCUGGGAUACAGAGAAGGAGGGUACAUGUGAACUGGAGGAGAGCAAUGACAGCAUGGCACAACACCUUCCCGAUUUGCUGUUGGUGCUGGGGGGGAAGCCCUUAACCCGACACACAACCGUCUCAGUGUGGCAGAUGACACUGGCUAACCUGUAACCACUGAGCCCAAAGAGAGGACGCUAGUGGUUUUUGAAGUAGAAAAAGCAGCGUUUUUCUAUGGAAAUGAAACACAAAGCGGGGGUGUACUGCUAGAGUUACUGCUUGGCGCUUAGAGUUCCCUUCUGUGGAUGUGUUAGUCCACUUUCAGUUCUUCCCAAUUGAUUUGACACAUUACUCCAAACGGAGGUUUAUUCUCUGAAAAUACAGUUAGGUCUGGAAAUAUUUGGACACUGACACAAUAUACAUACUUUUGGCUCUGUACGCCACCACAAUUGAUUUGAAAUGAAACAACCGAGAUGCAGUUGAAGUGCAGACUUAUAGCUUUAAUUCAAGGGGAUGAGCAAAAAUAUUGAAUCCACCAUGUUUUAUAGGAUCAUGGGCCAUUCCAAGUCUUCUCCAUACCUCUUCCCCAUCAUUCUGGUACAGGUUGAUCUUAGUUUUAUCUGUCCAAAGAAUGCCGUUCCAUAACUUUGGUAAGUCUAA